This is a messenger RNA of Rubroshorea leprosula, 996 nucleotides long. The record is from the annotation of a GenBank genome assembly. NCBI's taxonomy places the organism in Eukaryota, Viridiplantae, Streptophyta, Magnoliopsida, Malvales, Dipterocarpaceae.
CCGAUGCUCUGCCUCCCGAAAGCCCCCCAAAGCCACCGACUCUCUCCCCCUUGAAACCCCGGUGAGAUCUUGAUGAAAUUUCUCUUCUUUUCUUGUUAAAUCACAAGAUUUGGGGCUUAGAAUCUUCCCUCUCAACCCAGAAAAUCCCGGUUCUGCUCUGCUCUUCUCCCCUGUUCGCCGGCUGCUAUGUGGGUUUGAAUUUCUGGGCAUUUUUCGGUUUCCGUGAGUUUCCCCUGCAGAUGCCGCCGGCUUCUUCUCCCUGCCAGCUCCGGUUUGCUUGCUGGAAUUCUGGUUUUGAGUGUUCUGUCACCCGAGCACUGAGAUCGAGUCUUCGAUUUUAUGCGAAGUGAGGAGGCGAAACUGAGGGCGGGAAAACCAAGGGAAGUGAUGAGGAAUUGUUGAAGAUACUCUUGAAUCAUUAUGGGAUUAUCCAACGAAGAAGUUGACAAAAGCAAAGAAUCAUAUAGCAAUGCCCUAACACAUUCCAUUGCCUAAAAAAGAAGACAACAUUGUCUGUCAAAUAUGUGAUAUUCCUAGACAUUUAGCUGUUAUAUGCCCGCACCGAUAUGUAGUAACUUGUCAACUGUGUAAUAAUGAGGGUCAUAUUGCAAAAACUUGCCCAAAUCGUUACCUUCCAUAUGAAGUCAUGUCAAACUCAUCCAAAACAGCUGCUAAGUCCUUUGAAACUAUUACAAAGAUAUUAGGUAAUGGUCGCUUGCAUCUUAAAUUUACCAAAAAGUCUUGGGAUGAGGCACGUGAGAAACUACGUUCUAUUCAAGAACCAUAGUAUAUUUACCUUAUCUAUAUUAUGCAACAUAUUUCCUAAUUUUUGUUAUCCAUGUAUGAGAUUAGGGCAUAGUAUUUUAAUUAGUAUUCUAUAUUCAAAAAAUCAUGUCGUGUUCCGUCGCGGUAUCAAGCUCCCCGGUCUUCUCUCCUUCCUCGUCUUUCUUCUGUAACAAAACCUCAAUACUUUCUCCGUCAGCGGAGGCUCUUAAU